Messenger RNA from Rotaria sp. Silwood2, 1446 nucleotides. The record is from the annotation of a GenBank genome assembly. NCBI's taxonomy places the organism in Eukaryota, Metazoa, Rotifera, Eurotatoria, Philodinida, Philodinidae.
AUGGCAACAGAAUGGAAUCAAUCAACACUCAAACCAAUUGGGAUUUGGCAUUUCUUAGUUUUUAUUUCCAUUGUUCUGUAUGUUGGAUUAACAGUUGAAAGAACUCAAAAUUAUAUUUCACUUAUUGGUAUUAUCACAUUAAUUUUACUUGGCACCAUUGGUUCAAAACAUCCUCAUCUGAUUCGAUGGAAAACAAUAUUUUAUUCAUUUGUUAUUCAAUUCCUCUUAGCUGCUGUUGUUAUACGUCUUAAUGUUGGUUUUCAAUUUUUUGAGUUUCUUGGGAAAGAAGUAUCAAAAUUUAUGCAAAAUGCUGAUAGUGGAGCAGUUUUUGUUUUUGGAAAAACUUAUCAAGAACAUUUUUUCAUAUUUAAAGUAACAUCAAUAAUUAUUUUUCUUGGAUCUGUAAUUAAUGUUCUUUAUUAUUUGGGUGUUAUGCAAUAUAUUAUUGGAAAAAUUGCAUGGUUCAUGCAAAUAUGUUUAAAUACAACAGCAGCUGAAUCGAUGAAUGCAGCUGCAAAUAUAUUUGUUGGAAUGAGUGAAGCACCAUUAAUGAUAAUGCCUUUUGUACAAACGAUGACAACAUCAGAACUUCAUGCUGUAUUAGUCGGUGGUUUUUCAACAAUGGCAGGAUCUAUUCUUGCUACAUUCAUUUUUUUUGGUGUUCCAGCAAAUCAUUUAAUUGCUGCUAGUGUUAUGGCUGCACCGGGUGCACUUGGAUUUGCAAAACUUUUAUUACCAGAAACUCAUCAUUCCAAAACAACAUGGCAAGCAGUAAAGAACACUCCAUUACAAGAACAACAUAAUAUUAUUGAUGCCUUAUUAACUGGAGCAGGAAAUACUUUAAAAAUGUGUGGUUAUUUAAUUGCAAAUUUAAUAGCAUUUAUCAGUAUACUUCAUUUUGCUGAUAUAACUAUUUCAUGGUUUUUUGGUCUUAUACAUCAUCCCGAAAUAAAUUUUCAGUUUUUACUUGGCUUAAUUUUUUAUCCAUUUGCAAUGAUAAUUGGUAUUCCAAUUCGUGAUUGCCUUCUUGCAUCAAAACUUAUUGGAAUAAAAACUAGUUUGAAUGAGUUUAUUGCUUAUCAAGAACUUGGUAAAAUACGUCAAUUACGUAAUGAACUUAUAUUAAAUAAUACAUUUCCAUUAUAUUUAAAUGGUACAUUAACAUUACCAAACGAUACUCCUAUGUUGUGGGAUGAUAUUUCGCCGAUUAUUUUAACUUAUGCUUUAUGUGGAUUUUCUAAUUUUGGUUCGAUGGGUAUUGCAUUAGCAGCACUUGGAGCUUUUGCUCCAGCACGAAAACGUUCUCUCACAAAAAUUGCACCACGUGCUUUGAUUGCUAGUAUUAUGGUUUCGUUAAUGACGGCAUCGAUUGCUGGUAUAAGUCUACUUUAUGAUGCUCGACAUGUGGCAAUGCCAGUAUUAAAUAUGAAUUCUACACUUGUAUAG